AGAUGAUGGAGCUGCUGACUGGAGAGGUUCCUGUAAGGUGUCAGGAUGUGGUGGUCUAUUUCUCCAUGGAAGAGUGGGAGUACAUAGAAGGACACAAGGAUCUGUACAAGGAGGCCAUGAUGGAGGCUCCCCGGCCUCUGACAUCACCAGAAAAUCUCAAGAAUUCUGAGGAAAAUGUCAUAUUAACAGUAGACUAUAAAGAAAAAGAUGAAGAUAUCGGGCAGCGCUCUUCAGAAGAAAACCUAAUUACCUGUAAUGUACAUCAAGGACUUAACUGUACAGACCCGUCAUAUAAUUCUCCUAAUCAUGAGGAACCUGCUCCUGACCAAUCACAGAAUGUUACCACAAUUAUUGGGCAGAAAGGGGGUAAAAAGUUUAAUUGUGGGGAAUGUGGAAAACACUUAAAAAACAGAUCCACUCUUAAUGCCCACAGAAAAAUUCACAUUGGAGAGAAAGCAUUUUCAUGUCCAGAAUGUGGAAAAUGUUUUGCAAAUAAAGGAAAUCUUAUUAGACAUGAGGGAAUUCACACAGGAGAGAAGCUAUUCCCAUGUUCAGAAUGUGGAAAAAAUUUUGCAAAUAAAUCAAGUCUUAUUAUACACGAGCGAUAUCACACAGGAGAGAAGCCUUAUAAAUGUUCAGAAUGCGGGAAAUGUUUUAAAAGGAAAUCAGAAUUUGUUGCCCAUCAGAGAAAACACACAGGAGAGAAGCCGUAUUCAUGUUCAGAAUGUGGGAAAUAUUUUAAAACAAAAGCCAUACUUAUAAAACAUCAGAGAAUUCACACUGGAGAGAAACCAUUUUCAUGUUCAAUAUGUGGGAGCCGCUUUAUAUGUAAAUCAAGUCUUACUCAACAUGUGAGAACUCACACAGGAGAGAAGCCAUUUGCAUGCUCAGUGUGUUCAAAAUGUUUUUCUAAAAAAUUCAGUCUCCUCAUACAUGAGAGAAGUCACACAGGAGAGAAGCCAUUUUCAUGUUCAGAAUGCGGGAAAGGUUUUACAAAUAAAUCAGAUCUUGUUAAACAUCUGAGAUAUCACACAGGAGAGAAGCCGUAUCCAUGUUCAGAAUGCGGGAAAAGCUUUGUUACAAAAACAAAACUUAAAGAUCAUCAGAGACUUCACACAGGGGAGAAGCCAUAUUCAUGUUCAGUAUGUGGGAAAUGUUUUGCAGAUAAAUCAUAUCUUAGUAGACAUGAGGAAAUUCACAUAGAUAGAUCAAAUGUAAUUAUAUAUCAAGAAGGUCAAACUGUGCUACUGCAAGUGCUAUAAAGAUAUAUUGAGUUUUAUUAUACAUCAGAGAAUUUACAGGAGUGAAGCCCUUUUCAUGUCCAGAAUGUAGAAAAUGUUUUACAAGUUAGUCAAUUCUUGAUGUAUAUCAGAGAUUUCAGACAGGAGAGAAGCUAUUUACAUGUUCAGAAUGUGGAAAAUAUUUUAGACAAAAGUCAAGUCUUGUUGCACAUGAGAAAAAUCACAUAAGAUAAAUGAUUUUGAUGUUCUUUAGGUACCAUAUGUUUUACGACAUCAUAAAAUCAAAUUUUGAAACUCACAUAGAGAAAGAAAAAAAAUAAUUUCGAUUAACCUGAGUUCAACAGUGAUCAGGAUCAAUGGAAGAAAAGUAUUGUGGAUUUGAGGAAGAAAAUAAGAGCCUUGUUUACUGUAGAGCAGUGAAGAUGAAUUGUCACAAUGAACCUUGCUUCCUACUGUAUUCAUACCUCGACUCCAGGCUCGGACUCACCCACAGGGAAACAGGUGAAUACCUCGGUGGUCCACUGACAAAGAUGGGCCCUCAGUAACCCAUUACAGCCUCUCAGCCAGCCUACAUCCAUACAACUCAGUGGUUAAGGUGAUUUCUCGGUACAAAAGCAAGCCAGACAGCAUCAUUUUCCCCCAGGGACCCAACUUCUCAAAGUUUUUGCAGGAAUCACCAUAAUGAAUCAUCUUGAGCGUCUUAUUGCUGCCUGCCGCUAUGUGAGUAGGUAAUAUUUGCAUGUAGCUGUACAGUGGGCUUCCAGAAUGAAUUUUACUGGUGGGCUCUAGGCACCCUCGUCUGACACUGUUCCACCCACACUGCAGGAGAAUUCAGAGGAACAUAGCAAAAAAGGAAGGACUUCCCUUAGAGACUUUUAGGUAACAUAGGUGGACAUAUUGAUAUUUUUAUAUUCAUUUGUACAGUAUAGAAAGAUAAAGGUGAUGGGGAAAAUAAUAACUUAAAUUUGUAAUAAUUUGUUACACAAAAUAUUCAUAGAUCUACCAAAUCCUUCUCUGCCUUGAAUACCCAGCGAUGUCCCUUUGGCAAAAUCAACCUACAGCAGGUGUUUAUUAAAGAGUCUUAUUCACAUACUAUAUGUGUAUUUUGGUCAGUAUGUAAUGUCCGUAUUUCUAACCCUAACUUAGGAGUAGGUCUAAAACAUGGAAAACAUGACCAUAUCUUAAUUAAAUUCUACUCUGUCUAUGUUCUAUUCGCUUACAAAUAUCAUGUUACAAAUGUUACAAGCAACAGGGGUCUACAUCAUGUUCAUCUGGUUACUAGUUUUGUUUGAGCGUUAGCCUUGUAUCUGAAUCUGUGUGUGGUUAUUGCCUUCUCUGAUUGAUAAGGGUGGAGUCGCUGAUAGAUGAGCCUUUUAUAUAUCCAGACUUUACUCCAUUCUAGUUAUUGGUAUAGUGUUUGCCAUGUGCAUUUUUGUUCUAGUCCUGUGUGUUUUAUGUUUAUUCUGGGAACUGUAUUUCCACCAUUUCUUGCUGCGUUUUAUUUUUGUCUGUUGCUUUGCUGUAGCUUUGUCCUGGCUGAUUUUUUUUUUACUUAAAUUCAAAUAGAGUAAGUUCAAUAUUGCCUCUUUUCUGCUCACUAUCAUUCAUUCACUAUCUUCACAUGUGCCACACAUCUGCCACCCACUCCAUUGAUGGAUUAUCUCCUUCUGUGACCCACAGCAUUCAGUUCCUAUCCACCGGUGAUUUUGUUUCAGUGUCAUGUUUUUUGCCAGUGUUGAAACAUGUUUCAUUUGUGAUAUGUUUGCAACUGUCUGUUGGGCAGUUCAGCCCUUCUUGGUACCCAUACCCCAAGGACUUCCAGAUCUAUUGUUAUCUAUUGGACUGGCAAAGGUAAAUUCCAGUUCUGCAGUCUGUGUUGUUGCCAAUACAAAAUACCAAAAGACACAGAUGUCAAUGAGGCCGUACUGUCUACUGGUCUCUUACAUGUGAGGUGUUGUUUCCUAUUCUUCCAUGAAUAAGCAUAACAUUCUUAUAAAGGCUAAGGAUUACUAGAGUGCACAAGGACUAAACAUUAAAGUAUAAAGCUUUAAUACAAAAACUGUAUAAUUGUGUUACUAUCCACACAGCAGGGAUUUUACAUGAGCCGGUCCUGACACAAUGAUCUCCCAUCAACC
This is a messenger RNA of Bufo bufo (common toad), 3376 nucleotides long. Its product is annotated as zinc finger protein OZF-like. The transcript is spliced from 3 exons. The record is from RefSeq and is a predicted model, not a curated record. Gene Ontology annotation, molecular function: RNA polymerase II cis-regulatory region sequence-specific DNA binding; DNA-binding transcription factor activity, RNA polymerase II-specific. NCBI's taxonomy places the organism in Eukaryota, Metazoa, Chordata, Amphibia, Anura, Bufonidae. Bases 3 to 1262 code for a protein of 419 amino acids. Gene Ontology annotation, biological process: regulation of transcription by RNA polymerase II.